Molecule: messenger RNA, 917 nt
Organism: Colletotrichum acutatum
Lineage: Eukaryota; Fungi; Ascomycota; Sordariomycetes; Glomerellales; Glomerellaceae
Product: peroxisomal membrane protein 24
Exons: 4
Coding region: 113-793 (226 amino acids)
Cellular component (GO): peroxisomal membrane
Source: RefSeq, a predicted model, not a curated record
GACCCUCGUCGUCGCAUUCCGUCGUCUACUUACGGAGAGUACGAAUUGCCGAGGCUAGGCACUGCGACCGCCCACACAUAGAGGCAACACCCAGAUAACGACCUUUGCCAACAUGUCGCUCGCCGCCCUCGACGGCCUCAAGGCCGCAAUCGAGCGCAUCGUCCUCGACCCCAAGUACCACGACAUCCUCGCCGUCGUCAAAGGCGCCCGCAAUGGAGCCGUCUACGGCGCAAAAGUCCGCUUUCCUCAUGCCCUUGUCAUGAUAUUCCUCUUCCGUUCGGGAACACUCCGCCAAAAAGCAGGCCUCGUCUUCCGCGCGACCCGAACACACGCCCGCAACCUCGCAAAGUUUGCGACAAUCUACAAGCUCACAAUGUACCUCCUCAAAAACUACGGCCCCAGCCCGGGCAAGGAAGGGCCCUACGACUCCUUCUUCGCCGGCCUGCUGGGCGGCUACAUCGUCUUUGGCGGGCGCUCCCCGCGCAGCGGCAAGAUAUCGAGCGUGAACCAGCAGAUUGUCAUCUACGUCUUUGCGCGCGUCGUCCUGGCGCUCGCCCGCCUCGCCGUGGCCCCCGGCAAGGGCCUGCCCGUCGUCAGCCGCGACGACGUCUCGGCCAAGAUUAGCUACUACGCGUGGCCCGUCUUCGCGAGCACGAGUUGGGCCAUGGUCAUGUACCUGUUCCGCUGGCAGCCGCAGGAGCUGCAGCCUAGUUUGCGCAGCAGCAUGACGUAUAUUUACCAGCAGAGCAGCGAGUGGGACUCGCUGAGGAACUUUAUCUGGCAUAACAAAUAGAUGGACCGGUGCUUUCUCAUUGGGAGUUUCUGGUGGGUUGGACGGCGUGUACUAUCAGACGAUUUGGCGUUGGUGGCGAGCUGUUUUCGGGUCUGGCUUUUGUUGACAUUGGAUAUGGUGAACG